Messenger RNA from Heterobilharzia americana, 1768 nucleotides. Lineage: Eukaryota; Metazoa; Platyhelminthes; Trematoda; Strigeidida; Schistosomatidae. The record is from the annotation of a GenBank genome assembly.
GCAAAAUAGUCUAAUCAUCUUAAUUGAAUGAUUACAGGAGCCAAUAAUGAUGCAUACUUUUUGGCGGUUAAUUUUUAUUUGCAUCAUCAAAUCACGAACAAAGUCACACGAUACUUAAUCAUAAUAAUAAUAAUAAUGAAUGGAAUGAAAAAUAAAUUCUCAUACUUUAUUUCAAUUUCAUUUCUUCAGUUUAUUCCACCUCUGAAACAAUCUUCAUAUGCAGUAUAUCAAUUAAGUUCAGUAUUUUUAUUUAUAAAUAAUAAUAAAAAAUAAUAUCUAUCUAUACAUACAUUCAAAAACGUGCUCGAUCAAGUGUUUUAUGUGCAUCGGUAAUCGAUUAUGCAGCAAGACAUUCAAAUCGCGAAAAAACGUUUCUGAAAACAACAACAACAACAAUAAUAAUAACAGUAAUCACAACACCACCAGUGAUAAUCACAAUAAUAAUAAUAAUAAUGACACGGGUAGUAAGCAGCAUGAUAUACUUCCUGAAACUGCUGCUACUCUCGGUAGUGGUGAUUUACGACUAGCAGUUCGUCUUCCUGAAGGUGAGGAUCUACACGAAUGGAUAGCUAUCAAUACUGUAGAUUUUUUCAAUCAAAUUAAUAUGCUAUAUGGAACAUUAAUUGAGUUUUGUACCGAUGAUACCUGCCCUAUUAUGUCAGCUGGUCCAAAAUAUGAAUAUCAUUGGGCAGAUGGACAAACAGUUAAAAAACCAUUGAAAUGCUCUGCACCACAUUAUAUUGAUUGUUUAAUGAUUUGGAUACAAAAACAAUUGGAGAAUGAAGCUAUAUUCCCUUCAAAAAUAGGUGCUCCAUUUCCUCGUGAUUUUCUAAAUGUUGUCAAGGUUAUAUUAAAGCGAUUAUUUCGCGUUUAUGCACAUAUCUAUUACCAGCAUUUUUCUGAAGUUCGUGAUCUACAAGAAGAGGCCCACCUGAAUACAAGUUUUAAACAUUUCAUAUUCUUUGUAUUGGAAUUCAAUUUAGUUCAAAAACGUGAACUUGUCCCUCUUCAACAUUUGAUUGAUUUACUAACUAGGGAUUCAUCAAAUGAUAAGACAAUAAAUGAAUCUCCAUUAUCAGAUAAUCAACAUAAACAAAACAAUGGGAAUAAUCAUAAUAAUAAUAAUAAUAAUAAUAAUACUGUUUGCAAAGGUUUAUCGAAUGUUAAUUCUACAUCAAAUCAUCGUUUAUCACAUAAUGAUAACAGUAAUAAUCAUCUAAAUAACAAUAAUGAUAAUUAAUAGUUCUUUCAGAUGAACACUCACAUAUUGCCUUUCAUUAUCAUCAUUAUUCAUCAUGUUAAAAAGAAAAACAAACACAAGCCAUUGUAUAUUAUUGAUUAAUUACUACUUCGUUUGAAUUAUCUACCUUCUAUAUGCUGGCAAUUCUAUUUAGCUUGUUUUUUAUCUUCCUUACUAUAAAGAUCUUGACUAGUUUAAACGUGUAUGUGUGUAUGUGUGUGUAUAUGUGCGUGUACACUUUUGUUUGUGUAUGUAUGAUUUCAAUUGAAUUGUGUAUGUGUAUGCAUAUUAUGAAUGUAUGUGUGUAUGUAUAUAUAUAUAAUGUAUGUAUACAGGUAUCUUUUAGAUUAGGAUAAUUACCUCAUCUCCAUUACGGAGUUAGUAUCGAUCUGGUCAACAAUGAACAGAUAUUCAGCAUGUUAUUAUGAUAAUGAAGAAGUUGAAAUACCUAUUGAUAUACACAUAUGCCUAUAUGAAAUUUAUAUACUUUAAAAAAGUAAUAAAAAUAUAGUUUGUAUUCACAUGAAA